ACGAGAGAGAUAUGGAGGCAACGAAAGAGAGAAUGGAGAAAGACCAGAAAAAGAGAGUCGUCACCAACGAGGCGGGAAAAGCCGAAGACAACACGAUAAGAACCAUCAUUCGUGAAUCUAUAGUGGAAGACAGAGGUUCCAACGACGAUGAUGGCAACAAAGACAACGACCAUGGCGCUAGCAAGCCAGAGGACAUUCUUGCUUUCUCAAGAACCGUACGAAAGAUCGAUUCGUCCCUCGAGUAGUAGUUAAUGUCAGGUGUUCUGUUUUGUAGUCUUUAAUCAAAAUGUUCGAUUUUCGCAAUGCGUAAUGAUCUUUGUCUUUAUCAAUCGAAUGGACGAAACAAAAAAACUGUUUGAUAUUGUUACACUAUUUGUUUAACACAAAUGCGGAAGAGCAAUAAACAUCUAUGUUUACA
Arabidopsis thaliana (thale cress) is the source of this 418-nucleotide messenger RNA. RefSeq lists its product as uncharacterized. Lineage: Eukaryota; Viridiplantae; Streptophyta; Magnoliopsida; Brassicales; Brassicaceae. The coding region runs from base 12 to 245 and encodes 77 amino acids. The transcript has a single exon. The record is from RefSeq and is marked reviewed.